AUGACCGAAUACGAGAAACGUCGUCGACGUCCCCCCGUCUCCUGCACACUUUGCAGGAAGAGGAAGAUUCGAUGUAAUAAGGAAGCGCCAUGCAGUAACUGCAUUCGUUCAAAGGUGCCCGAUGGCACUUGUGUAUAUGAUAACCCGAACUCAACGCCCACGCGUCGACAACCCGAAUCGAACCUUCAGCCCACUCAAGCCCAGCAGCCUAUACUGGCACCCAAGUCAGCUUCUGUUGUUCAGACCACUGAGAGAGACUCCAGCAUACCGGGCCAACUCGACCCUGUGACAGAAUCCGGCGCCACCUUGUCCAAUGAUGAUGAUGUCGCAAAGUCGACGAUGCCACCCACAAGGGUGACAUCUCCCAGCCAGUCAAGUAGAGACACAACAAAAACCAGGAUUGCCCAGCUCGAGGAAGAGAUUCUCCGAUUAAAACGACUGGGAAGUGAAGACCUCUCCAUUACUUCAAUUUCAAAUCCGAGCCCUGUCUACCAAAAGAAUAUCAUCGAAGAGGCUGCGGUAGCUUCCAAAGGUUUAGCUUCUAUAUCAGAGUUUAGGAGCGAAAUAUUCGGCGAAGCACGGUUUACGAGCCGUUACAUAAUGCAUAAGCGUCGCUUAUUUGGACAGAGUCAUUGGGGUAGUUGCCUAGUGUUGUUUCGUGAUCUCUUUGAAGUAUUUGAAGGCCAAGACCCUUUGGGAAUUCCUCCAGACAUCUCCGCUGGAAUUAACAAAUGCAAAGAGUAUGCUAGAACCAUCAAGGCUAAUCAAGCUGCUCCUUGGCCAUCGCUGCCAACCCCGGACGUCCCUCCUCGUGACGUUUGCGAUAAGCUCAUUGACUGCUAUUUACGGACCACAGAGAGCGUAUACCGCGUUAUUCAUAUACCUUCGUUCAUGAAAGAUUACAAUGCGUUUUGGGAGUCGAGGACCGAACCCUGCAUGAACACCAUUGUCCCCUUGAAGCUUAUGAUGGCCAUUGGCGCUACCGCCUUCGAUCGUAAUUUCUCCCUGCGUUCAACAGCCGUUCGGUGGAUUCACCAAGCGGAAGCUUGGCUUUGCCGACCGGAUUACAAAGCUCGUAUCAAUCUUGGUACCAUACAGUGCCAAAUCUUACUCACCUUUGCGCGCGAAGUCGUCGGUCUUGCCUGGAGCCACACAUGGCUGUCCAUUGGAGAUCUUCUUCGCACAGCAAUUUAUAUGGGUCUGCACCGUGACCCUUCAAAGAUGCCACGUCGAACACUUCUGGCCUCCGAGCUACGCCGCCGAAUUUGGAACACGAUACUAGAGUUGGUAGUGCGCACAAGCCUUACCGCAGGAGGCCCUCCUCUUCUUUCGCUCGAUGACUUUGACACGCUUCCUCCGGGAAACUUCAACGACGACCAACUCAUGGAUGAUGAUUCCCAAUCAAAGCCACAGGAAGAGUUUACGCAAUCGUCUAUAUCUAGGGUGAUGCGGUCCACUUUCCCUGCCCGGCUGACUAUUGCUAAGUUCCUGAAUGACUUGGGCGGGAAGAGCACGUACCCUAAUAUGCUGCAACUCGAGAAUGAGCUACGGAGUGUCCAAAAAGCCACGAGACACAUUAUCCAAGCCUGGCAAUCAAAGAAAACAUCAAGUUCUCUUUCUCCCUCCUCAUUCCAACUUUCCUACCUAGAUAUGAGUUUCCGCCGUUUCCUUUUGUCUCUCCACGUGCCUUGGUUUGGUCCCUCUCUUCAGGAUCCAACGUAUGCAUACACGAGGAGAGUCGCAGUCGAUACCAGCAUCGCUUUGUGGAGAAUCACAGAUGAAGGGGGCGCAUUAUCCACCGAUGCUUCGUAUACCGAUUUCGUGAUCACGUCCGCCUACCGGACAGGCUUUCUUCACGCAGGAAUCACCCAAGCUGCCCAUAUACAACUUGCGGAAAUUAGCUCCCAGUUGAGAGAACACGAUGAAGGGAUUUUAUGGACUCCAAUCAAUUCCGACCUGUUACCUGCCUUGGAGGGGGCAAGCGAAUGGGCAUUCCGGGUUUUGAGAGAUGGUGAAACAAACAUCAAGGGUUAUCUCGUCAUGGUGCUAGUUUCCUCACAGAUCAAGGCCGCCUUGGAGGGCACUACUGCCGAUGGAAUGCCUGAUGUAGUCACUAGAGCCGCCAGCGAAGCAAAAGACAGGUGCCUUUCUUUGCUUGAAGACGAGGUCGUGCGUUCACGUACAGAGAGGAUGUUGUCAGAAACACCACCUGCCGUUCCAGCAGAAGCCUGCCUGGAGGAUUGGGACCUGACGAUCCCCGAUACCGACUUCUCUACAACUCCUGGGUUUGAUCCGGUGGCUUGGAUAUUCGACGGUUCAAUCUUGCAAGGGCCUCAAUUCUGUUCAACUCUGUAUCAAUGA
This is a messenger RNA of Clonostachys solani, 2361 nucleotides long. The record is from the annotation of a GenBank genome assembly. Lineage: Eukaryota; Fungi; Ascomycota; Sordariomycetes; Hypocreales; Bionectriaceae.